UUAUGCUCAAGUACUAGCCCGUCUAUCCGACCACUGGCGUUGGUUGUUGAUACAGAAUGCAAAGUCUUGCAGUUGGCACUGAUAUCUAACCAAGAUGUCGGACGAGGCUGAUGAAGGAACUGACCAGGCUGAAGGGAGCAUAGCUGAGUCUGCUGAGCUUCAGAACAAUGAGCGUCUUGCAGAAAUUAAAAGUGAACUUGAAGUACAGCCUUCAAGUAGCAAUAAGAUAGAUCAACAGCCAUCUCAGACAGAGAGAGAAGGACCAGAUGGAGAGGAGGGUGCUGCAGAAAAAGAGGAAGAUGCAGGUGCUGAGCCAGUUCCUGACCGGCUGAUCAAACUGACACCAUCACAGCAAGAGAUCCUGAAUGACAUUGAGCCUCCACUCACCAGCCGGACAGAUCUGCAAAUAGUGGUUGACUCAGAUGACGUCUUGCUCAAAAAGGCCUAUGAAGCAGUUAAAAGCAACUUUAAUGAGGCUAAAGUGCAAUCAGAGCUGCGGAAGAUGUAUGAUCUUUAUCAAGAAAGUCAAGUUCAGAACAUGUUAUUAGCUAACACAGUUCACAAAUACUUAGAAAAGAUAGACCGCUAUGAGGCACGUCACAAACGGGACCCAAGGGUUAUGGCAGCUCUAAAUAUGAGCCAAAGACAUAGAAUUAACAUUUUGGAACUUGAUGAAGAGAAAAAAGAACUUCAAAAUGAGCUUCUUCAAACCAAAGUUGACCUAAAACAAGCAGAAGAUUUCGGUAAAGGCAAGGUGAAGGAAAUAAAUAAAUUGAUGGAGGAAAUAAAAAAACUGAGGGAAAUUGAAAAACAAUCUGAAGCAAUAGAAACUAAGCUGAUGAGUAAAGAAAAUGAGAUACAGAACCUAAAGGAAAAAUUUGAAGAUGAACUUAAUCGUUCAAAUACUCAAAGGGUAAAAGAAAUCUCUGAACUCAUGACAAAGUUUGCAGAUGACCAGUCAACUAGGCCAUCAUUGCCAGAAAAGAAGUCACUUGUUCAAGACCAGCUGCGUCAAGAAAAAUUAACGCUAGCAAAGGAACUGGAAGAAUGCAGAAGAUACCUCAGAAUUGUUGACGAUGAUAGACGAAUAAAAACUGAUGCGCUGUUGACAAGCAGAGACAAAAACAGAAAUUUACAAAGAGAAAUACGUACCCUGAAAAAAUUAUCUAACACUUGUAAAACAGAAGCGGCACAUUUAGAGAAUCAAAAAUCAUCUUUAUACUCUAAAUGUGAUUCUCUUCAUAUAGAUCUGAAAAGAGUUCAAGGUCAAUUUGAAUCUUGCAACAACGCUAAUCAUGAUUUAAACAGUAAACUUACAGCAAUGACUCUUGAGCACAGAAAAAUGACAUCUGAGUUAAUUGACACUAGGAGACUUCUAGAUCACCAAGGAAGAGAACUCAUACAGAUGAACCAAAAGGAGACAGCUAGACAAAAUGAAAUCAGCAAACGUGAUUCUGAAAUAGAUCAUCUUGAGAAAUUGUUAAAAAUAAAACAAGAUCAGAAUGAUACACUAACAGCUAGGUGUGUUGAUUUGUUACACAAAAAAGCUAAAGUGGCUCAUCUAUUGAAUCUCUCUGAAACCAAUGCCAUGGUUCUUGUGAAAGAGCUGACAGCUAUGCAUGAGGAAAUACAACGCCAGAAACAAAUUGUGAAAGAACUUGUUGUUAAGAAAAACCACUUACAUGCCAAUUUGGGAAUCAUCAAGAAUCAUUAUCUGGAUACAGCAGAGAAAAGCCGUCUAUUAACCAGAGAGGUGGAGGCUCAUAAAGACUUUGCAAAUAAAAUGGAUCUAAAAAGAAUGGAGACAGAAUCUAAGCUGGAGAGUCUAAUGAGGACUAACAUAGAACUCUAUAAUGAGACAAAUACACAAGCAGAAAUUGAACAACUACAAGUGCUGCAGUUCAAACAGAAAAAUAAAGAGAUAAAAGGAUUGCAGUCCAUGAACAAAGAGAAAGAGGAUUUUAUUCUGAAAAUGGAGAGCAAUACAAAAGACUUACAUCAUCAAAUAGAACAGCUGGCAGCAGAAGUGAUCAGUUUAAAAGCACAAGUGGAGGAUGGGAAGGCUAAAAUUUUAGUCAUGACUGAAGAGAUUAGGAUUAUGAUAUCCCAAAUGCGAAAAGCAUGGCACACUAUCAAAGAAUACAAAAGCUUCAUUGAAUCGCUUCGUAGAAAAAGAGAUCUAUUUGGAGCAAAGUUGGUCCAGGCUACCGUUGAGCUGGAUUUACUCCAUAAGAAGAUUGAAAGAUCAGAGAAAGUGAUGAAGAUGUCUUCAGCUGACCAUAAAAAUAUGAACAAUGAUUUGUAUAUCCUCAAACUGGAAAUCAAAAGUUUACGAGCGAAGUUGAGAAACCAUGAAGUCUGUCAAUUUGUGAUCACAACUUUAAGGCAAGAACUUUCAAAAACUGCAAAGCUUUUAGAACUAGAAAAGGCCAGAAAUGUGGCACUAGUGGCCACUAGAGAACCAAUCAUACAUCGCUGGAGAGCUCUUCUGGCCUCAGAUCCUUCCAAGUAUGAGCUCUAUAUUAAGAUUAACAAACUGACGCAACGUUUGAUAAACAAAACAACAGAAGUUGUAGAAAAAGAGCAGCUGUUACAGAAUAAAGAUCUGUGUUUCAUGGAACUUCGUGCUCUAAUUCAGCGCCGUCAAAUGCCCUCUCUAAGUAUAGAGAUGACGCUGGCUAAGAAUACAAUAAGAAAACAGCAAAGACAAAUUCAGGCCAUCACAGCAGAGCUGAAUAUGGCAACUGAUGAUCUCUCAAAGCAACAACUGUUGACCAACAAUCAAAAGAAAGAGAUUGAUAAAACUAAGAAGAAAGUAGUGAUCCAACAAAGGGUUAAUCGCACGCUGCAAGAGAAAUGCAACAGACUUCCUCCCAUCAACCUGAGACAGCACCUGAAUCCAAUGAAUCAGCUAACACAAGGUUUAUAGUCAACCUCUAUCAUUAAUGUAGGCUAAUAUAGGUCUUGAGUUUCACAAGCCUCUUUUUAAAAACUAUAAUGAAUAAACAACUAAACACUAUUAGAUAUGGAUGUAUCUAAAUAA
This is a messenger RNA of Physella acuta, 3043 nucleotides long. Its product is annotated as cilia- and flagella-associated protein 58. NCBI's taxonomy places the organism in Eukaryota, Metazoa, Mollusca, Gastropoda, Physidae. The record is from RefSeq and is a predicted model, not a curated record. Gene Ontology annotation, cellular component: cytoskeleton.